Clonostachys byssicola is the source of this 2646-nucleotide messenger RNA. Lineage: Eukaryota; Fungi; Ascomycota; Sordariomycetes; Hypocreales; Bionectriaceae. The record is from the annotation of a GenBank genome assembly.
AUGCAGCGCUGGCACGAUGUGGCCUGCAGAUACCCAGAUGUCAGAGUGUCAGCUGAUCAAACGCCUCGCUGUCAUGCAUGCGGCAAAGAGCCACAAAUAGCUGAGUUGGAGAGAAGUAGAGGCCCAAGCUCCUCCUCCCUGUCUAUCCCUCCUGAUAAACGUUUGGGAGACUUGGAUCUUUGGUGGCCUCGCUCGGUGCCGUACGUUCGAUCAAGCCUUAAGCCAGACCCGGAAUCAGAGGAUGCUCCACCGGUUUUCGAUUCACAAGAUGAUGCAAACGAACAAACAGCAGAAGAUACAAUAUACAAAUCAACUCUCGGAUCGGACGAGUUCCGCCUGGUUUGGCUCGACUCCGCCGAAAGCCUCGACAGUCCUUUGCAUCUCAACCUUUGCGACUACAAACUAGACGACUGCACCGAGUAUGAACCCGUUUCGUACACCUGGGCCGGAGAAGAUGGCGACAGCACGCCUUGCAAGCCUGUUUACUUUGGUCCAUUCUGGGACGUCAUGCUACAGACCAAGAACUGCUGGGAAAUGCUUCGGUUCGUACGGCCUUGGUAUGGCAACCGCAUUGUGUGGGUUGAUGCCAUUUGUAUCAACCAGGCCGAUAUCCAGGAGCGCAAUAUCCAGGUAGCAAACAUGAGUCGUAUUUAUUCUUCCGGCAACCGAGUCAUUAUCUACCUGGGGCCAGAUAUUGCUAUGCCGCUAUAUGGCAAGCACCCACGACGUCGCAGGCUUCACGAGAUCGUGGACGACACCAUUACACCAAAUUUCCCUGCUCCUCAGCCGACUGAUAGCUCAGGGCGCCGAUCGUAUGUAGAGUCUCCCAAGAAUUUGAAAGCUCUUCUGGGAAGACGAUAUUUCUCCCGCAUAUGGGUUAUCCAGGAGCUGCUCCUGUCGCAACGCGCCGUCAUACGGGUUGGAGACGUUGACUUCUGGACGGACCCUACCACUUCUAACUACUUCAUCAACUUGCCGGAGUGGAGUUGGGAGCGGACAGAUGCAGCGUGGGUGCAAUAUAUUUCACAAGGUGCCGCGAGCAUAAGCACCCUAAGGAAUUUACUACUGCUAACCUCUCACUGCCGCGCUACGGAUCCUCGCGAUCGUCUAUUUGGGCUUCUGAGUAUAAUGCCUGACAUGUCAAACCCAAGUGCAGAAGGCGAUACCUCACAAGUAGAGGGUGCUGGGCUUCAUGCGGACUACUCACUAUCAUCCCAACACGUCUAUAUAGGUCUCUUUGCUCACUGUCUCUUGAAUCUGGGACAUGUUAAUAUUCUCUACCAUGCGUCGAGUAACCUGUCAAGGUGGAAAGCAUGUUAUCCCACCUGUGCUCCAGAUUGGACAUCGCGAACAACCUGGCGGGCCCUCUUUGACGGGCCAGAACUGACCAGCGAGCAGGUGGAGGCGGAAAUUCGUGAUAUCAUCCAAGAGGGCGUCCGUGAUAAUAGAGGUGCCGAAUCGGAUUGGUAUAUAAAACCCAGGAGCAGUGACUUGGUUUCUAUAAUCGAAUGCUGGGGGCCGGCCUCAACUCAUGCCGCGACGCUGAGACCAUGGCACAAGGGCGCGCACAUAGACGCCUCGACGGGGGCACUGUCUAUGAAUUUGACACAUUACAUGACGGUGCCGGGGAAGCUGAAGCGAGUUGGCCGCAUCGGUGUCUAUCAGAUUUUCGCAGUGAGAAAGCCGCUGGCUACCGUGUUCAUUCUCUCGGAAUACCGAAUUGAUAGGAUGGUCAUUGGAGAUGGCAAAGACGAGCUGUUCAUACUGAGCCACCCCGGUUACUACACACUACCGACAUAUAUUCUCUUGAGGAGAAACACCGAUUCAGAAGACAGGGAAUCGUACAAUUUCCUCUCCGCAUGCCCCUUUGUCCAGAUUCAGACAGAUGUUAGUAUAAACGCAAGGGGCUUCUUGCAUGUAGCGCUGAAAGAUCUACAGUACAGCGUGUACGACAUCCUCCAAGACCUACAAGAGAGGUUGGACUACCCAUUAUAUGUUCAAAAGGGCCUUGAACUCACUAGCCUUGAGAUGAAGGGGCUGUUCGCCGGGGUAGAGACAAAUCGUCAGAUCCUGCCCUUGAUCCAGGUGUUGCACUCAGAAAGGUUGAACCCCCCUGGGGACCCUGACGCUUUCGUCGACGCAUAUCUUGCUUGUGUUCCUCCAGAGUACAAAACAUUCGCUAGGGGAAGCUUUCUCCAAAUCACCUUUUCAACAAGUCAGGGGGGUGUGGCCGAAACCUAUUUCAAGGAGCGCGGAAAGCUCAAUGGGUCUGAGGCACGUUUUCGAUAUCGCGUUCGCGAUUCUGGAGAUGAAUGGAGGUCGACCAUUGUGUCCCAGUCCAAGUACAAGCAAAUUACCAACUCCUCGCAAUCUCAGCAAUGGAUUGAUAUUUGCUUCAGAAUACACGAGGUUCGCCAAGCCUUGACGUUAUAUUCAAACGUGGAUAGAAUUAUGGAUACCAUGGAUGUGAUUUCAGCUUCGACUGGGCGCACGGGUGAAGACUUGUGGUCAAUGGUGACUGGUGACCCUGGAGACGAGUGCAAGUUCAUUUGUAUUUCGCAGGCCCAGACAUAUAUUGAUUUAGAUACGAAGCUAUGUGACUACUUUGGGAUGAAUGGAAGUACAUUCAUGGUUAGCAUCGUGUAG